Messenger RNA from Hyalella azteca, 2166 nucleotides. Its product is annotated as cold-shock protein CS120. NCBI's taxonomy places the organism in Eukaryota, Metazoa, Arthropoda, Malacostraca, Amphipoda, Hyalellidae. The record is from RefSeq and is a predicted model, not a curated record. Bases 259 to 1788 code for a protein of 509 amino acids. The transcript is spliced from 2 exons.
CGCACCGGAGCUAUGUUGGUGCCACUCUGUGUCUCCACGUUCAACAGUGAAAUAUUAAAAGGAAAUAUAUAUAUGAUUGAUACAUAGAUAACUUUGUCUUUGCUUUGUAUACGGACAAAAAGUUUCAAAGUACGCAGGAUAAUUGCGAACGAUAUCAGCGGAGAACGAAACUUGUCCAUUAAAUUAAAGAAAAAUUGAAAGUCUCCAUUAGAAUAAUUUUCAGUUUUUUGAGGUUACAGUAAAAAAAGUGACUCCACGAUGCUUGAUCCCAAGUUUCUCGGCAUCAUCUACUUCGUUUGGCUUUCGUUACUCGAAGCAGACGCUGCCCCUUACGCCACCCUGCGCUUCUCCAAUGCAUUUGAUGCUUCACUAAAGCACAACAUCAAUAAGCGAAACGCGGAAGCUGAACCGGCGCCAGAAGCGGUUGCGGACGCGAGUUCUGACGCCACAUCACAGCCAGAUGCAAUAGCUGAAGCUUCAGCUUCCGCGGAAGCUCAAUCAUUUGGAGCAUUUCAUCCUCAUCAGGUGCAUCCGUCUCAACACGCGUUCAUCCCAAGUCACGGACCUCCGCACCAUGGAGCUGAUCAUCUCCAAAGUAUACAUAUCCUUAGAGGUCAUCCACAUGAUGGUCAUCCUCGUGGGCAUCCUGUUGGACUUGGUGGACAUCUAAUUGGUGGGCAUAUAAAUGACAGGCCCCCAAACCCAGGAGCUCAUCUUGUUCAUCCAGGCCAUCAGAGCCAUCAAGACAAUUUUAGGCAUCUAAGUCAUCCGGAUUUUAACUUUCAAGGAGGACCAGUUGGAGGCCGAGUGCGAUCAAGAGGUCUCGGGUAUGAUUUUACUUACGACAUCGGAGGUCAUCCCAUCCAUGGGACGCAACAACAUAAGCACAGAGUGAUUCAUCAUAAGGUCAGAGAUGAUAAUCACCAUGACGACAACAAUGACGAGUACCAUGAAGACGAUGAUGAGAACUAUGAUGAAAAUCGGAUCACGUCGGGAUACGGUCUUACUAAACACGUCCGAAUCCAUCCUCACGGUGGCGGACCGUUCCAUGGACGAGGUCUCAACGAUGGCCCGUUCACGUCUGUAGUGACUUCCCACCCCGUACAUCACGGACGUCAUGGGCUCUUUGGUCACCCUAUUUCAGGACAAUUAGGUUCCAGAGGACACAUAGGAAACCCUGGUGGGCCAAGCGUGGGAUUCAUUGGGCCAGGAGUCCAUGGUGCUCCUUUAGGUUUCAGGAGCCAUGUUGAGCCUGGAGGUUUUGAUGGGCGCAUAGGCCACGGUGUGCAUGGAGGUCUAGGUGGGCCAGUUGGAGGACAUGGCGGAUUUAUAGGAGGAGUGGGUAUUCAUGACAUUGGUCACAGCGGCCUAAUAGCGCAUGAUUUACGUGAGGCUCAUGGAAUAGGCCAGAUUUUCGAGCAUGGGGGGCCGAGGCACACAUUGAUUACUAGACAGCACUUGGGACACCCAACAAGUCAUGGAGGACAUGAUAUAAGAGGACACGGAGGUCCAGGGUUCAUUGGUCACUCGCAUGGAGGAACAAUAGGCCGAGGUUUCCCAGGCGGAGGUUUUAAUCGAGGUAAGGAGUUGGAGAUCGAACCUGAUGGAAAAUUCAACCCCAUAGAAGGAUUCGAAACUCCUAAGAGACAAUUAGAUGACAUUGGAAAUGGAGUUAGCGAUGGGCUUAAGCAUAUCGGAAAUAGUAGCGGUCGUUUAAGCCGUGAGAAACCUAUUAGGCAUGAAAGAUAUUAUGCCGAAACAACAGCUCAUGACUCUGAUGUCAUUUAAAAGACCUAAUAAAACAUUAGUUUGUCUCUGCGUUAGCAUGAAUGUACGUGUGAUAAGACUUAUUUAUUAUUAAAUUUUUUUAAGCAUGCAAUGGACCGCUCGUAUUGAUUUUCAUGAGAAGGUUAUUAAGAAUUGUAUAUGUAUGAUUGCUAUAGAAAACAUCUUAAUUUAUGAUUAUAUAAGUGUUUAAUAAACAUUAAAUAAUCGAUUGAUAGACUGUUGUUUAUUGUCCAUAAGUGAGUUUGCGCCACUUAGCAAAACGCUAAUAUACUCGGUAAAAUUUUAUCGGCUCUUAAAAGUCGUAUUUAGCAAUGCUCUGUUAAGGAAAGUGCUAUCGAAACUGUUAUAUAGCUGAUACUUGUUAAAGCACUUGAUUUC